Geodia barretti is the source of this 564-nucleotide messenger RNA. The record is from the annotation of a GenBank genome assembly. NCBI's taxonomy places the organism in Eukaryota, Metazoa, Porifera, Demospongiae, Tetractinellida, Geodiidae.
AUGAAAGAGAUAUUUAGAAAACAGGGGGACCGUCGGGUCGCGUUUCCGCAGAAAAUUGAGGGAGCGAUCGAUACACCAGAAGGUGUGCAUCUGUUCUUCGGGGAGAUGAUGUGGGCGACCGACCCAUCCGUUGGCGGAGACACCGUGAGCCAUGCCAGGAUCAACGUCGUUCCGGUGGUAGUAUUGCUGCAACCAAUCGACGUAGUCGUUGUCAUCUCCGCGAGUGGCAUCCGCCAACUGGAGAUGAUCGAAGCCGUAUCGCUUACGCGCUGGCAUCAGAUGCAGUUUGCCAAUCAUUUCGGUUUGAUAACCGGCUGCGGACAAUUCACCUGCCAAGGUAUGCGGCGGGUUCCACUGUGCACCUCUAAAUCCUACACCACCGUUGGCUGCAGGGCGCGGUGCCAGUCAUCAGACUGCGGCGUGCCGGAAUACAACUCGGACAUUCAGCAUACCCGCGGCGAAAAUGCGUGCCGGUAUGACCGAUCCAGUCCAAGUUUGGUGUUUGUAGGCAGUUCGGUCCGUCGGGAUCCAAGCCGAGACAGUCGCCGCGUUGUUGGUCAGUAG